Molecule: messenger RNA, 3114 nt
Organism: Daucus carota subsp. sativus
Lineage: Eukaryota; Viridiplantae; Streptophyta; Magnoliopsida; Apiales; Apiaceae
Product: chloride channel protein CLC-d
Exons: 23
Coding region: 320-2710 (796 amino acids)
Biological process (GO): transmembrane transport; chloride transport
Cellular component (GO): intracellular membrane-bounded organelle; membrane
Molecular function (GO): voltage-gated chloride channel activity
Source: RefSeq, a predicted model, not a curated record
AGGGCCCACCCAACAAAAACGAAGGAUGAAAACAAACGGUAGAUGAAGGCAGCAUAUAGGAACCAACCGAGAUCUAAACUCAUCACCGCAACACACUCACAAAUUGAAACUGGAAAGCUCUGCUCUACUCUACCGCAAGAGUCCUUCCAAUUUCAACAACACAUAUUCCCCAAUUCCACCGCAGUUGUCUUCUCCUACUCAACUAUACACACAGCUGUCUGUAUCUAUAUUCCCGGCCAGUUAGUUGAGACGUGAUUGUACUGAUUCCGCCAGCUGAACAAACCGAUUAGGGUUUGUGAUUAAGCGAUCAGACUUGGAGAUGAUUUCGAAUCAUCUUCAUAACGGGAUGGAGAGCGCCAAGCUCAUGUGGUCUCGCUUGCCUAACUCUGAAGACGCUGAUUUUGAAGGUCUUAGUCCGUCGGAGAGUAGUGGUGCUGGUGGUGGCGGGAGUGUUGAGAGUCUUGAUUACGAAGUUAUUGAAAAUUAUGCUUACAGAGAAGAACAGGCGCAAAGAGGGAAGCUGUAUGUCGGGUUUUAUGUUGGUGUUAAGUGGUUCUUUGCCCUGCUUAUUGGUGUUGGCACCGGUUUAGCUGCUGUAUUUAUCAAUAUAUCUGUUGAAAAUUUUGCUGGAUGGAAAUAUUCGUUGACUUUUUCAAUAAUACAGAAGUCAUAUAUCGCUGGUUUUAUAGUUUUUGUACUGAUCAACUUGGCAUUAGUGUAUUCAUCUGUGUAUAUAAUUACGCAAUUUGCACCAGCAGCUGCAGGGUCCGGUAUUCCUGAACUCAAGGGUUAUUUAAAUGGAAUUGACACUCACGGGAUCCUUCUUUUCCGAACCUUGAUUGGGAAGAUAUUCGGAAGUAUCGGUUCAGUUGGAGGAGGUCUAGCCCUUGGUAAAGAAGGACCUCUUGUUCAUACUGGUGCAUGUAUUGCAUCUCUGCUUGGACAGGGUGGAUCCACGAAGUACCAUUUAAGUUCAAGGUGGCUGCAAGUUUUUAAAAGCGAUCGGGAUCGGCGUGAUCUUGUAACCUGUGGAUGUGCCGCUGGUGUAGCUGCUGCAUUCAGGGCUCCUGUGGGUGGUGUAUUAUUUGCAUUGGAAGAAGUGACAUCUUGGUGGAGGAGUCAACUUAUGUGGCGUGUCUUUUUCACUUCUGCUAUUGUGGCUGUUGUGGUUCGUACUGCAAUGGGUUGGUGCAAGAGUGGGAAGUGCGGACAUUUUGGCUCUGGAGGCUUCAUAAUUUGGGAUGUCUCAGAUGGUCAAGAGGACUACUCGUUUGUGGAGUUGCUGCCAAUGGCAGUUAUUGGUGUUAUUGGUGGUCUGCUAGGAGCAUUGUUUAAUCAACUGACACUUUAUUUAACUCAUUGGCGCCGAAAUUACCUGCACAAGAGAGGAAGUAGAGUCAAGAUGAUUGAAGUAUGUCUUAUUUCUGUGAUAACAUCUGCCAUUUCGUUCGGAUUACCACUUUUUAGAAAGUGCACCCCAUGCCCUGAAGUGGAUGUCAAUUCUGGUAUUGAGUGCCCUCGUCCUCCAGGAAUGUAUGGCAAUUAUGUAAAUUUCUACUGUAGCAAUGACAAGGAAUACAACGAUCUAGCAACCAUCUUCUUCAAUACCCAGGAUGAUGCCAUUCGAAAUUUGUUUAGUGCGAAAACUAUUCACGAGUUCAGUGCACAAAGCCUGCUGACCUUUUUGGUUAUGUUUUAUUCCUUAGCAGUGGUGACUUUUGGUACUGCUGUUCCAGCUGGUCAAUUUGUCCCUGGCAUAAUGAUUGGGUCAACCUAUGGGCGUCUUGUAGGCAAGUUUGUAGUUAGCUUUUACAAGAAGCUGAACAUCGAAGAAGGAACGUAUGCUCUCCUUGGAGCUGCUUCUUUUCUUGGAGGCUCAAUGCGAAUGACUGUCUCCCUCUGUGUCAUUAUGGUUGAGAUUACAAACAAUUUGAAGCUUUUGCCUCUUAUCAUGCUUGUGCUUCUUAUAUCAAAGGCUGUUGGAGAUGCUUUCAAUGAAGGGCUGUACGAAGAACAAGCUCGAUUGAGGGGAAUUCCUUUACUUGAAUCAAGACCCAAGUAUCAAAUGCGGCAAAUGACAGCAAAAGAAGCUUGUGGGAAUCAAAAGGUUGUCUACUUCCCGCGUGUUGCAAAGGUUGCAGAUGUUGUUUCUAUACUUAUGAGUAAUAGCCAUAAUGGUUUCCCUGUUAUAGAUCAUACAAGAAGUGGAGAAACGCUUGUCAUCGGACUUGUACUCAGGAGUCAUUUGUUGGUACUUCUACAGUCAAAAGCAGAUUUCCAGCACAGUCCAUUGCCCUCUGCUUUAAGAGGUCGCUCUUUACCUAUCAGACACAGGAUAUCGGAAUUUGUGAAACCUGCUUCCAGUAAAGGAUUAUCUAUACAUGAUAUCCAUCUUAGUCAUGAUGAUCUGGAAAUGUACAUAGAUCUCGCUCCUUUUGUGAACCCAUCUCCUUAUAUCGUGCCAGAUGACAUGUCCUUAACAAAGGUCUAUAAUCUCUUCCGCCAACUUGGUUUGAGGCAUAUAUUUGUUGUUCCUCGUGCUUCUCGCGUUCUUGGUGUGAUCACCAGAAAGGAUUUGCUAAUUGAGGGUGAUGAGGAUUCGUCUGCAGUUGAGCUACAAUCGGCCAGUGUAAGGUCUCAACGUGACAAAAGAUUAUCCAAAAGGAAUGCAGAUGUUGAGCCUCCACUACUUGAUGGUCUGCUGGGAUAAUAUAAUAUUAGAUUCUGCUAACCAAUCUUUAAUAAACCAUCUGCUUCUAUUCUUUUGUCACAGUGAGGUAUGAUUCUUUAAUCAGUCUAGGAUAUAGGAAUAGUGUAUAGAGAGCAUUCCUUGUAAAAUCCCUCGGCCAUCAGGGCUGAGCCACACACAUCUACUUUCUCUUGCAAGUUGAACAAUCAGCAAGUAAAAGAGUUGAGAUAGUUGUAGAGAAAAGGAGAACAUGUAAAAACAAUUGGUCCUUUAUAUAGUACGGUUUACAUGAAAAUCACUUUAUCAGUUUUGAAACCCAAUGGGGCUUUGAGUGUUUAGCAUUCUGUAUUGAUUUCUGAAGUCUGGUUGUACUUUUUGAACAUUUGUAGUUGUGCAAAUUUUUUCAUGGGAUUUGUUCAAAUAAA